Messenger RNA from Asparagus officinalis (garden asparagus), 2277 nucleotides. Its product is annotated as APO protein 3, mitochondrial-like. Gene Ontology annotation, molecular function: RNA binding. Lineage: Eukaryota; Viridiplantae; Streptophyta; Magnoliopsida; Asparagales; Asparagaceae. The record is from RefSeq and is a predicted model, not a curated record. Bases 123 to 1331 code for a protein of 402 amino acids. The transcript has 7 exons.
UUUCUCUACCCUAGUCUUCCUCAACUCUCUUGAAUGGUUCAUUCUCUGAAUCAAAUCCCAAAGUAUUUUUUUGAAUAGUUUAAGGGGCCUUCAACAAUUGUCAAUACAAUUCUGAAGGUACAAUGCUGAAGGGAUCAACCCAAAUUUUGAUAAAAACCCAUAACAAACACUUAAAGAACUUCUCAACUAACAGUAUAGUUAGAGCCAUUGCUUCAAUUUCAAAUUCUAGUGGGUUAUCUGAGCUCCCAAGGAGCCCAAAGAGUCCCGAGAGAAAGCCAUUGGUAACAAGCAUUAACGAGCUCAAGAGGAGAGGGAGACAAAGGAGAAAAGAGAGGAAAGAAGUUCGAGAGUUCGUGCUUAAGCCGCCCGAGAAUGGGCUGCUUGUGAAGAGCUUGGUACCGGUUGCACACCAGGUGUUCGAUGCGAGGAAGGAUCUUUAUCGAUGCGUUUCGGUGGUUUUGGAGAGCAUCCCGGUUCAUGUUUGCAGAGUAUGUGGAGAAGUUCAUAUUGGAAAUUAUCCUCAUAAAAUUCGUACUUGUGAUGUUGCUGUGAGUCUUCAGACAAAGGAGCACAAUUGGGGAGGAGGAGGAGGAAUUGAUCAUAUUCUUCCUGUAGUGAAUUCAUUUCAUCUCUAUGAUAGAUUGGGGAGAGCAGUUUCUCAUGAAGAACAACUCUUAGUCGAUAGAAUCCCGGCAAUCAUGGAGUUAUGUAUACAAGCCGGUGUAGAUAUUCCUGAGUAUCCAACGAAGAGACGGGUGCAUCCUGUUUAUAAUAUUGCUGGAAAGAUGAUAGAUUUUGAGCGGAAGUUCCCACGUGAUUACUCAAGUGGAAAAGAUAUUCAACCAUAUGGAUUUUGGGCGAAGAAGAAAACCUCUGAGGAUUGCAGCUCUGAAUCAUUAUCAUCUGGUGGAAGCAUUCAAGACAUAGCCGAGUCGGGCAUGAAAGCAUGGUCGAAGAUGCACUCAGGUGCCCUAAAGCUCAUGCAGAAGUAUCCGGUCCAAACAUGUGGAUACUGUCCCGAGGUUCAGGUGGGGCCCAAAGGGCACCGUGCAAGGAUAUGUCAGGCUUAUAAGCAUCAGAUGCGUGAUGGGCAGCAUGCUUGGCAGCAGGCAACAAUCGAUGCCCUGGUGCCUCCUGUGUAUGUAUGGCACGUGCCAGGUCAUCAUUUCGGUGGGCCCCUGACUAACGAGAUGAAGAAGUACUAUGGGAAGCUCCCUGCUGUGGUGGAGCUCUUGGCACAGGCUGGAGCAAGUGUGGGAGAGGAGUAUGCUCGGUUUAUGAGGGAAGAUGUUACUUUACCCGGAUUAGAUGAAGAGAAGUUGGUUGUGUGAAGCAGUGUUUAUGAAGCUCGUGGUCAGAUCAGUGAGGGUACAUUGGAGAAGAUUACUUUGGAAAAUAUCCUCAUGAAUGCUGGAUUCUCGGAGUAUCUGAUAAAGGGGACGGACAUUUACUGCUUGCAACUGUUAGUAAAUAGAAUUAUAAUCCUCAAUCUUCAUCAUUUCGGAGUAUUGGUGUGGUUGAACUUUGAAGGGACUUUGAAGAUGAUAUUAGAACGACCUAGGUUCAAAUCCCACUUGGCCGUGUUCCAACUAGAUCAGUUUCUAGAGAAGAAGGAAAGGAAAGCGCAGGCAACGUAUUCUCCAUUGUUCUCAUCUACUGACAGUAAUCAAGGCUAUGAAAAGUCAUUUCGAGGAGGGUGAGCCUUGGCACAACGGUAAAGGUUGCUGCAUUGUGACCUAGAGAUCACGUGUUCAAAUCUCGGAAACAGUCUCUCAACAAAACAUGGCUAAGACUACGUAUAUCUAACCCUCCGCGGAGUCCACAAUGUACAAGUCGCGAACGAAUUCAUGGAGCACUGAGUCUGCUAGAAGCCAAACGUGGGCCCCAAAUAAGCUGUUGACUUAAGCUAGCGCGAAUAAAGGUCAUAUUCCCAAUAUGGAAGGAGUUUUUAGACAUUUAAUAUAUGUUUUUCAUGUAUCACGACAAGACAGAGCUAAGCAGAUUGGCACAUUCCUAGAAUGCCAAUCACAGCGGCAGAUUCCUGAAAUUCCUUCAAGAGUACCUUCCUAGUAAAUUUUCUAUUUUUAGUAAUAAAUUUUGAGCCAGUUUUUUGGGUAGAAAAUCAAUUUUGAAUUUAUUCAAAUUUGACAGAUUUGUUUCUUCUAUCAUAGGAAGUAUUUUAGGGCAGUUUUUGAUGCUUUCUAUUUUGUAAAUUUUAUACUAUUAGGAGUGUAUUACAUGUUUCUAUUUAAGGUGAGGAUUGUAAAUUAGCUGUAU